AUGCUUGCGUCUCCCCCCCCCCCAAAAGAAGGACGACUGGUCUUGGGGGUCGGUGCCAUUGGAUCGGUAUCAUCAGGCGAAUCACGUUCCCCGGGUGGCCUCGUGGUCUUGUAUAAACCGGAAACGACGACCCUCCGAGAAACGAUGGUGAUCGCGCCUCUGCUGGGUCCCGCGAAAGGAACAGAAAAUAAGGCACACGAGAAUGAACACACCGGCAAGGAGGAUCAUGAUUCGGUUGAGCAGCUUUUUUUGUUCUUGUUCGUAGAGAAGAGCAGGAAAUCCCGGGCCAAACAUUUUCGGACGAAACCCACACUUUCAACCACCUCGCAAGUUGAACUGCCGUUGCCAGGUUGUUCUGAAGUCCCCGCUUGA
This is a messenger RNA of Exophiala oligosperma, 372 nucleotides long. RefSeq lists its product as uncharacterized. Lineage: Eukaryota; Fungi; Ascomycota; Eurotiomycetes; Chaetothyriales; Herpotrichiellaceae. The transcript has a single exon. The record is from RefSeq and is a predicted model, not a curated record. The coding region runs from base 1 to 372 and encodes 123 amino acids.